Cryptomeria japonica (Japanese cedar) is the source of this 240-nucleotide messenger RNA. Its product is annotated as defensin-like protein 1. The record is from RefSeq and is a predicted model, not a curated record. Gene Ontology annotation, biological process: defense response. The transcript has 2 exons. The coding region runs from base 1 to 240 and encodes 79 amino acids. Lineage: Eukaryota; Viridiplantae; Streptophyta; Pinopsida; Cupressales; Cupressaceae.
AUGGAGAAGCGAGGGUAUGCAGUGCUUGCUUUACUCUUGAUCGUUGUUGCUUCUGAAGUACAUGGUGCUGAAAGUCUGUGUGAAAGAAGAAGCCAAACAUGGCAUGGAUUUUGCGGAGAAACUACACAUUGCGAUAACCAAUGUAGGAAUUGGGAACAUGCAUGCCAUGGAGCUUGCCAUGCAGAUGGACUCGGGUCUGCAUGCUUCUGCUACUUCAAUGUGUGUGGGCAAAAUUGCUAA